AGAAAGCAAACUCCGGGCAACCAUCUGGUGAAACACUCAAAGAUUCAUCCUCCCUGCCCAAGGAUUCACCGGGUGCACCGCAUGUCACAACGACAGAGCCAUCAGCAACACCAUGACCACAAGAGAGAGGGUUUUUGCUGCUAGCUAGCAUUGACCAUUUGAAGAAGACAGUGGGCAUCAACAUGAUGGAAGAAGAAGCACUUCGGUACAAGUCUGACGGGAAGGUUGGCAAGGAACGAAUCGCAGUGGAUGGAGGGUUUUGUGGAUGUUCCUUUGGAAAUGUCACUACCGCCAAAGGGUAUUGCUUUCUCGGAACAGCGAGGAGCGCUAUAGUAAUGUCCAAUAUCUUCCUGGGAACAGCACUUAUAUUCCUUGCUAGCGCCGAAGUAGGUUGCGUUGAGGUUGUCGAUGGAAAGGCCAAAGCAACGGAUACCUGCAACCAAAGAGUGUUUGGUCUCUUCCAGCCAGCAGUCCUUAUCACCAACAUUGCCGCAAUCUCUGGAUUCGUCUCCGCGUUGCUCAUGCCUGUGAUCGGCGCCGUCAUUGAUUUCACGCCCCAUCGAUGGAGCACAGGAGUUGUCUCUGCUUUCCUUUUGACAGUCAUUCAGCUCAUCCAAAUAACCACAAACACUUCCAAUUGGUUCACCAUGGCAAUUUUGCAAGCCGUCAUGGGACCGCUGUACCACGUUCAAGUCCUCGCUGCGUUCUCCUAUCUUUCGGAUAUGUCUAGAGUCGUUGAUGAUCAAACAUGGACAAGGUUCACUACUAGCUUUACAAUGGUUCAGUUCAGCGCCGAGACACUGUUGCUGGUCGUUGUGGUUGGCAUAUCCCUGGGAUUGAACAUGGAUGAUGUAGAAACUGCCCACGUUGCCCAGGCUGUCAGUGGAUCGUUCAUUGUGGUCACAUUCACAUUAGGAUGGUGCUAUAUGCCCAAGGUGGAAGCCAGGAAUGUCUUGGAAGAUGGCAAAAGCCUCGUUUGGGAGGGUUUUGCCCAAAACUGGAGGACAUGGAAGCAGAUCAAUUUGCAUUACAAGCGCAGCUUAAAGUGGUUUCUGCUGGGGAUUAUGUUUUCGGAGCCUGCAACCAAUGCAUUCACCGUUGUUUCAGUGGUAUUCUUGAAUGACCAGCUCAAGAUGGCAGGAAAUGAAAUUGGGCUGAUGCUCUUGAUGUGUCUCAUUGCCAUGAUCCCUGGAAGCCUCGUGUUUUAUUGUGUUGCACAUAGUACCAACCCCAACACAUCUCUAUGCUUUUCCAUGAUAAUGCUUUUUAUCAUUGCCGUGGGUGGUGCAUUUACUCUCACACCAGAGAAUGCAUUUCCUUGGGCUUAUAUUUGGGGUGCGUCAAUUGGUCUGAUGUUGGGCUGUUACUAUCCAAGCGCCAAACUGUUCUUGAGUUUGGUGGUUCCACAUGGACAGGAGGCUGAAGUGACUGGUUUUUAUGUGUACUCUUCGCAGCUUUUGGUGUGGCUUCCUCCACUGGUUUUUUCACUCUUGGUAGAGGCUCAUGUGGACCAAAAGUUUGGUGUGCUGGCAGUUGGCUUGUUUGGUUUGGUCUCCAUUUUCUUCUUCCAAAUGGCAGCCCCUUUCCCUGAGUUGUUGGAUGAAAUACACAACAAGGACAAGCUUGAGUCUUGGAAAAGUCUAAAAGCACAGUCUCCAAAGGCGGCAUCCUUUGAUGGGGGCAAGGGUACCAUGGCAUAGCCACCACAAAUAAUGGGGAUGUCUGUGGAGAGAAACCUACUUGCCCCAGCUAGCUAGACUAGUAGUCUGGCUACUACUAGCUAGCUAGUACAGUACCCAGAUUGAAGAUUCGGUUCGAUUCGAUUCGAUUCAUUUCCAAGGUUUCCAAACACCAGCUGGUGCAUGUGGUGCGGUGCCGCAACGAUGCUGCGACUGGGAUCCCGUCUCUGACUCGACUCGACUCGUCUCCGUCUGAGCUGCCAGCUACUACGUACUAGUACGACUGUAGUACUGUAGCUACCGUACUUAAAGGUCGCGCAAACGCAAUCUGCGCGGUUUUUAGGUUUUGUUUCUUAAUCUGUUUUCAAAAGAUUUAUCGUUUCUAAAGAAGGAGAUUUAAUCGCUUGAUUUUAAAUUGCCCGGGAUCCUGCAUGAAAAGGGGCAAUGCAGCGUUGCAUGGAUACCAGCACAUGUACUGUAGUGGUAAUGGAUGCGG
This is a messenger RNA of Seminavis robusta, 2175 nucleotides long. NCBI's taxonomy places the organism in Eukaryota, Bacillariophyta, Bacillariophyceae, Naviculales, Naviculaceae. The record is from the annotation of a GenBank genome assembly.